AUAUUUAUCUCGUCUGUUAAUCGUUCGGCUAUGUUUUAAAGUUUUUAUGAAUAUGCAUGUUUCGUGGAGAGGGUUGUCUCUCAGAGUGAAAUUGGCAUUAAAUUUCGUCUUUUACAGUCUUUUAAAUUCAGAAGGAAACCUAGGGUUGAAGUCCACUAAUUCAUUGAUAAAACAACUUGAAACGUAUGUGAACAAACCAUUCUUGUAUUAUUGACUGCUGGCGGGUCUAGAAUGGUCCAAUCAGGGGCCCCCAAAACUGUUACCAAUGGUGAUUUGAAUAGGGCAUAAUAGCAAAGAGGCAGUACAAUUAUGAAACGUUAUAGUUUUCUUUGAUUCUUGACAGACUAUAGAUAUUGCUGAGCUUAUAGAAAUGGUUUGAGUCUCCCUGUGUCUGGAGUAGAUAUUGCAGGCGUUCUGGAGUAAGCGCUGUAGUGUGCACGCGACUGUGUCGUCUGUGAAAGAAAUUGAUGAAGGAUUCCAACUAGAGGCACUGUGUUCUGGAAUUACUAUGACAGCAAUGAUGCUGUCGAUGUUGAAUGCGCCCUCUCCCGGACUACUUAUAACUGUAUUAGUUUGUCUUUACAUUCCACUUACUUUCUGCUCAAAAUGUGAUAAUACGGUGUAUGGAACAGACAGCGCACCAGAAUAUGACUUCAUAUCCUCAUUCAACAAUUUCAAGCGGGUUGUGGGUGUAAGAACUAUGAACACAGCAGGGGCCCAGGGCGAUCAAACGUCGUACGAAUUCAGGCGGCGGGCUGAGAGGAGAGACUUGACCAUUCCAACACGAAAUCUGUUUCCUGAUGAUUUUCCAACCGAGUUCUCUCUCGCCAUGACAUUAAAGCUUGCCAGUGUGACUCGAAGAGAAACGUGGGACCUCGUUAACAUUGCAAACGUUAAAGGCGAAACAGAUUUUGCUGUUCGGUUUAGCGGAGAAUUAAAACAAAUACAACUUAUAUACAGAGAUAAGUCUACCAACGCUCUCCGGACAGCCGAGUUUGACAAGAAAAAUUCUCGAAAUGCUUUUACGAAGGGAUGGCAUAAGGUCCAUAUUAGUGUGCAGAGAUACGAGAGUUCAUUGUAUAUCGACUGUGUCCGGAUACAGACGGUCCAACUAAGUGCUCUACACGUCAACACUUCCGGAUACAUGACGAUCGCCAAGUCCAUGUCCUCGAAACACAAUACACCAAAGUUUUACCUCAAGCGGUUCGUCAUGCACUGUGAUUCUACCAACCCUUCCACAGACACGUGUGAGGAGCUUGAAGACUUUGUGGAAGAUUCACCCCCGACAUACAAGGACCUGAUGCUGUCAGACAAGCAACAACGUGGAGGAUCCAAAUGUUCAAGCCAGUGUCCACCAGGGAAAGACGGCUUACCGGGUAAACAGGGACCACAAGGAAUUUCCGGAAAACCAGGAAGUCCUGGAGAAGAUGGACUUCCGGGGGAACGAGGACCUGCCGGAAAAGACGGACAAGAUGGAAGACCAGGAGAUUCCGGUAAACCAGGACAACCUGGUUCUCCGGGGCUGACUGGAGACAGGGGACCACGAGGCUACAGCGGGAAGGAGGGGCUUCCCGGAACACCAGGAAAGCCAGGAAAAGAUGGAAGUCACGGACCAAGAGGGGCACGCGGAGAAGAGGGCCCUCGGGGAGAGCGAGGUGACCUCGGACCUGAAGGACCCACGGGGCCGCCAGGAGAAAGCGUGGAAGGACCUGAAGGAGUGGAAGGACCCCAGGGACCACGUGGUGAGCCAGGCCCACAGGGACUUCAGGGACACCCAGGGCUGCCUGGUGUGACCGGAAAUGACGGCCAAAAAGGAGAGCCAGGUGAAAAAGGUGACCCCGGCAAGCCAGGAUUACCGGGAGCGACAGGACUUCAGGGAUUACAGGGAGUUGCCGGACCCCCCGGACCGCCAGGAUCAUCGGCCACCAUUGUUGACGGGGUGUCGGGGAAAGAAGUGCACGUGGAGGGUCCCCCCGGUCCUGAAGGUCCUCAGGGAAUAAUGGGGAAUCCUGGACAACCCGGUUUACCCGGUGAGAUGGGAAGUCCGGGAUUAAGAGGAGACAGAGGUGAACCAGGGGGAAAGGGAGAACAAGGUCUACCUGGCUUUGAUGGAAGACCGGGAGCCGACGGAUUACCUGGAGCGUCCGGAAACCCCGGGAAGGAUGGGAAAAUGGGUCCAAAGGGGGAAGCAGGAAAGGAUGGGAUUCCGGGCCGAGAUGGAGUACACGGAAAGCAAGGAAAACGGGGUGAAGCUGGCGAAAAAGGCGAGCCCGGCGAUCCUGGACUACGGGGACCUCCUGGACCCCCGGGGCCAUCGUAUUCACCGUUCCUGGGUGACGACCCGAACGCAAUAAUGGAUGGAUAUAAAUUCAAAGGGGAACAGGGUAUGGCCGGCGCUCCUGGAGUCUCCGGAAAAGACGGACAUCCAGGCCAUCCUGGAAACCCCGGAAUGCCAGGAGAUCCCGGAAAACCCGGAAGAAUGGGACUACCUGGAGAUCAAGGUGAACCAGGAGAUUUGGGGCCUCGAGGAUUACCGGGACCCACGGGCCUGAAAGGGUCUCAGGGAGAUCCUGGCAUGGACGGAAUGCAGGGAGAUCAAGGCGUGGCUGGUGUUCCUGGUCCACGUGGAGAACCGGGCAAAGAUGGACGACCGGGACUACAAGGAAUUCAAGGAAUAUCAGGCCCAAUGGGUCCCAUCGGUCCUAUCGGACAGCCCGGACCACCCGGCCCUCCCGGACCCCCAGGACCAACAUUUGAUGUGAAAUCUAUAAUCGGGGGAGUGUCGAACGGUAAUGGGCUCGGUUCCAUGGGUCCCCCGGUAAGUUGUCACCAGCGACAAGGAUAUCCGGGUUCCUCUGGUCCGCCCGGCUUAACUGGAAUGCCCGGAGAGCGCGGACCCUCUGGAGAAAGAGGUCCCUCGGGAUCAGUGGGUGCACCGGGAGUCCCGGGUAUUUCUGGUGCUCCGGGACAGCAAGGACCGACAGGCCACAGAGGACAACCAGGCAUGCCAGGAAAACCAGGAUUACCGGGACGGAUGAUUCCUGAAUCUGAAAUUAGAGAACUUUGCAUGAGACUUAUAAGAGAAAACUUUGAAGAACUGGUGGAAGGACUUCGUGGACCGCCAGGACCACAGGGUGUGGGUAAACCUGGAUCACAGGGACCACCAGGCCGAGUUGGUGCUCAAGGUGAGCGCGGAUUACCUGGACCAGCAGGUGAACGAGGAUUUGUUGGAAUGCCAGGUCUUCCGGGUCCAAUGGGUCCACAGGGUGCCCCUGGAUCGGAAGGUCCGAAAGGAGAAAGAGGAGAGGUUGGAGAAGGAACAGUUGGAAAACCAGGGAAUCCCGGAAUCCCAGGUCCUCCGGGCCCACCUGGUGAGGGAGUUAUGGGUCGACCAGGAGAGCGUGGUUCCCCCGGAAUACCGGGUCAACAUGGUCGUUCUGGACCCCCAGGCAAAACUGGACCCCCUGGAUAUUGUGAAUACUGUAACUUUGCGUCAGGGGCAAGAUCUCCUGAAUAUAUACAACUAGGACCAGGCCGUCGGAACCAGAAAGGCUGAGAAGACCAUCUCAUUAUGAAUUCCCUGUGUAUGUGAUAUCAGUCAUACUCCUCAUGAAUGCGUUCCUCAUUUUGCCCCCCCCCCCCUCUCUUUUUUUGUACAGUAUUUAAUUAGCUUUCGUUUGAUGCUCUCAUGACUUAUUAGCAGAGUUUCAUCAAAGGAGAUUGUGUACUUGUCAGUAAUACGACAAUAUUUUGUUAGUGAAAAAAGAAACCACCCCAAAAAAAGGACAAAUACGUGUCAUACAAAAACCAAAUUUUUAUUACAUUGUAUCGUCUCAUUAUUGAUGUAAGUACGCGGUCUGCCUUGACUUCAUAACCAGCGGAGCGGAGCUGUUUCUGCUCACUUGUCAUAUUUUCUAUGUGUAUACUGUAAGGCCAGUGUUAGUUCCGGAUUCAGGUCUAUACAACGCUUUUUGAUUAUCUUUACUGUAGAACAAUUGAAUAAAUUGAAAUGGUGUAACUAUCCUGGGGGCUGUAGUGUAUAUUUCAAACAUGUGUUUAUUCGUUGUCGUCUUGUUUCGUAUACAUAUUUAAAUUGAAAUUUUUAAGCUAUAAUGUGCCAUAUGCUGUCUAUUAUGUGCAUUAUUAUAUUGUCUUUUUUUUCUAUGUAUGAUUUAUGAGUUUUGCAGCAAGAAGUCGCUCUGAUCUAUUAUUCCUGCAUAAAAUACUUUAUUUUGAUAAAAAUAUAUGUAAAUAAAAAGAAUAAAAACUUGCAAAUUAUAUCAAGGAAAAAACUAGAUUUCUUAUUUUUUAAAAAUGAUGUACAUUACUAAUACAGAGAUCUCUUUUUCAAUAAAUAUGCUAAUUAC
Molecule: messenger RNA, 4367 nt
Organism: Ostrea edulis (European flat oyster)
Lineage: Eukaryota; Metazoa; Mollusca; Bivalvia; Ostreida; Ostreidae
Product: collagen alpha-2(IX) chain-like
Exons: 40
Coding region: 509-3556 (1015 amino acids)
Source: RefSeq, a predicted model, not a curated record